AUGUCCGAGAUUGCUUCAAUUGCCAAAGAAUUAAAAGGUGCUUUAAAACAGUUCCCAAACUUUCCUUCGGAAGGAGUUCUUUUUGAAGAUUUCUUACCAAUUUUUGCUCAACCCGAAUCAUUUCAAAAAUUAGUUAAAGCCUUCCAAUUACAUAUCGGCGAAACCAAGGUUGAUUAUGUUGUUGGGUUGGAAAGUAGAGGGUUUCUUUUCGGCCCCACCUUGGCUUUGGCUUUGAAUGCCGGAUUUAUUCCAGUUAGAAAGCCGGGUAAAUUACCAGGACCAACCAUUUGUGCAGAAUUCCAAAAAGAAUACGGUAGUGAUAAAUUUGAAAUCCAACAAGGGGUUAUUCCAAAAGGUUCUAAAGUCGUUAUUGUUGAUGAUAUUUUGGCAACUGGUGGUAGUGCUUUUGCAGCUGGUGAAUUAGUUAAUAAGUCGGAAGCAGAAAUUUUAGAAUAUUUAUUCGUUAUGGAAUUAGAUUUCUUACACGGUAGAGAUAAAUUAGGUAAACCAGUCUUCACUUUAUUAAGUGGUCAAACCGAAAAAUUAGGUGCUUAA
This is a messenger RNA of Hyphopichia burtonii NRRL Y-1933, 555 nucleotides long. RefSeq names its product adenine phosphoribosyltransferase (gene APT1). Lineage: Eukaryota; Fungi; Ascomycota; Pichiomycetes; Serinales; Debaryomycetaceae. The transcript has a single exon. Gene Ontology annotation, molecular function: adenine binding; adenine phosphoribosyltransferase activity; AMP binding. The record is from RefSeq and is a predicted model, not a curated record. Gene Ontology annotation, cellular component: cytoplasm. Gene Ontology annotation, biological process: AMP salvage; adenine salvage. The coding region runs from base 1 to 555 and encodes 184 amino acids.